Messenger RNA from Scedosporium apiospermum, 450 nucleotides. RefSeq lists its product as uncharacterized. Bases 1 to 450 code for a protein of 149 amino acids. Lineage: Eukaryota; Fungi; Ascomycota; Sordariomycetes; Microascales; Microascaceae. The transcript is spliced from 2 exons. The record is from RefSeq and is a predicted model, not a curated record.
AUGGGGUUCGAAAUCAAGACGCGCUCAGACUUCGACCGGUACAUCAAGGACUUCAACACCCAGAACAUUGAACUGUAUUCCCAGUGGUAUGGCGACGAAGUCUGCAUGAUCAUUCCAGGUAAAAAAUUGGAUGUGGUGGGCAAAGGGCCAGUCACUGGCUUCUUUGUCGAGGGAAGGAAACACGUGAACGAACACAUCUAUCCCAACCACGUGGUUCUGGACGAAGGUGGUCUUGCAGCCCACGUGACCAUUUAUUUUGUGCCGAAACACGACUGGCCUGCUAGCGAAGAAUUCCCCGCUGCCAAGCUAGGCCAGGCUAUCAACGCGCAGUACAUCGUAUUCUACCUCUUAGAUGAGACUAAGCGAAUUGGAAAGUUCUGGGCUGUCGAGGCUGGGACUAAAUCAGUGGUUGAUGCUUGGGACGAGAUCCGAUAUACCCCCAAUAACUAG